AGAGUUCUCCGUGCUUCAUUUCAACGGAAUGCAGAAACUUCUGAGGAUUGCUGACGCCGUAGGAGGCGCCAUCGACAAGGAGUCGAUGCUAGGCUGUCUUCUCGUUUACACGAGGAGCUUGAGAGAGUUCGGUCUAAGCGUGCUGAUGAUUACAGUCCGUACACCAGCAAUCCGUACGAUGCGGGACCCAUUGACAUGUGCAGCUAUCCUGAGCUGGACGCUUGUGACUUUCCUGCCGGGUACACGGUUCCGGAAUACGCUGCUCGGGAAGUCUCAAACAGCAACAAUCUCUUCGACACUAUCGACAAGAAUAUUCGUAGUGUGGAUACGUCGGCCUGUGCGAAUUCUGUCUUACAGCUGCUAUAUAGACACUCCGUUCCUCGGUGCAUCUCAAAUACUACAAUCAAAUACCCAGGAAACUUCAUGAAGGUAAGAUGGGAUGCAUGGAGGUAAGAUAUACGCGUAUAGACGUAUCUAGAUAGUGCUUGCGUUAAAAUGCUCGCAAGCACUCACGCGUCCAUGCAUGCAUGCACAAAAACAUGUCUAAGAAUAACUACGUUUUAAUUGUUAACAAAUUUGUAGGAUUGUAACGACGUUCUUCAAAAAUGUUCGGUACUGAGACCAUCAUUAUCGACUUUAUGCUAGGAAGAAAGUAAGGCAGUCACGAACGGAGGGGAGUUCUCACUAACGAAGUGUCGCGUUCCGAAAGUCGACGGUUGUAGCAAUAAUCUUCCGUCUCCCGACUGGAUUGUCGCCCUGUUUGAACAUCAAGCUUCCAACUCGUCAUUCAGUUAUCUUGCUGAUCAACUAAAUCUCGAUGGCAAGUGCAGGAGCAAUUAUCUGCGUCUGGCUUGCACACAGCCGACAUGCGAGUCCAACAAUCGUCUACGUGGCUACAAACGCUCCACCGAAUGCAAAGACAUUUCAAAUUGGUAAAAUGUGUAUAACAAAAUUUUUUCGCCAUCCUGUCGUUCUGUUGCAUGCACGAUUGUCUUAUGUGAAGUUUGUGUUUAGCGUUAGCGACCCUGAGGUAAAACAGGCUUUAGAUGAGACUCUUGCUUGUGAUGCUGUGGGUGAUUUUAGCAAACCAAGCACAUGCGCUGGACAGACUCAAUCUUAUACUCAUAAAGGUUGCGGGACAACUUGCUACAUUGCAGUCGGUGCUGGAUGCGGUGGAGCUCUGCUGUUAGUGAUAAUCGUUGUGGUGGUAGUUAUCGCAAAGAAGAAGAGAGCAAGCAGAGGACCAGAAUACCGCCUUGUGGACAACAAAAUCUAGAGCAUAUAGCGUUGUCAAAGCGACAAGUAACUGUGCUUUCGUUGUAGCCAAUGUUUGCUGUUGUGUUUCCUGUUUGUUUCGCAAAAACCACCCAGAACUAAUUAUAGCUGAUUAGAUUGUGUGGACAAUCUGGCCAAUUGAAAUGUCAAUAGAGUUAUAUUUUAGGUAAUAGACUUUAUUA
Molecule: messenger RNA, 1457 nt
Organism: Corticium candelabrum
Lineage: Eukaryota; Metazoa; Porifera; Homoscleromorpha; Homosclerophorida; Plakinidae
Exons: 2
Coding region: 818-1276 (152 amino acids)
Source: RefSeq, a predicted model, not a curated record